AUGGCUUUUUAUAAGAAGCCAGAUGAAGAUGAAAGCCUGAACGAGAAGGAUCCGGAAGGAAUAAAGAGGGGCGAAUAUCGCAAGAUGGGUAUUUAUGAUUUCGUCCGUCGGGACAUCGAAAGAUAUCAUGCGCACCCAGAGGAAGCUAUUGUUUCCCCGGAACUGCUCAAGUCAAAAGAGUUAAAACCGCCCCCAGAAUUCGUUCGCAAUGUUUGGGGGUCUGCUGCUGGCGUUGGUAGCGGUGACUUCCACAUAUACCGUGGAAUCCGUCGUCGCGAGUAUGCGCGUCUGGAGUACAUUGAGAAGACAGCUGAAGAAGAGAAACUCAACAAAGAAUUUCAGGAAAGACAGCGCAUGCUUGAUGAGACAGCUGAGGCCAAGACAGCGAAAAAGCGACUGAAACGACAGAAAAAGAAGGCGAAACGAAUCGCAAAGUCUGGACAACUGAAGAAUACGGACAGUGAAUCGGGCUAG
Messenger RNA from Opisthorchis viverrini, 474 nucleotides. RefSeq lists its product as hypothetical. The coding region runs from base 1 to 474 and encodes 157 amino acids. Gene Ontology annotation, molecular function: protein kinase inhibitor activity; double-stranded RNA binding; protein kinase binding. The record is from RefSeq and is a predicted model, not a curated record. Gene Ontology annotation, biological process: negative regulation of protein kinase activity. Lineage: Eukaryota; Metazoa; Platyhelminthes; Trematoda; Opisthorchiida; Opisthorchiidae. The transcript is spliced from 5 exons. Gene Ontology annotation, cellular component: nucleolus.